This is a messenger RNA of Daldinia childiae, 483 nucleotides long. RefSeq names its product Ubiquitin-conjugating enzyme E2 8. Gene Ontology annotation, molecular function: ubiquitin conjugating enzyme activity. The record is from RefSeq and is a predicted model, not a curated record. Gene Ontology annotation, biological process: protein polyubiquitination; ubiquitin-dependent protein catabolic process. The coding region runs from base 1 to 483 and encodes 160 amino acids. Lineage: Eukaryota; Fungi; Ascomycota; Sordariomycetes; Xylariales; Hypoxylaceae. Gene Ontology annotation, cellular component: nucleus. The transcript has 5 exons.
AUGAUUACAGUGCAAGAAUUCUACGUCCGAUUCAAGGGACCCGCCGAGACACCCUUCGAGAAUGGAACUUGGAAAGUCCACGUCGAGCUGCCUGACCAAUACCCAUACAAGUCGCCCAGUAUUGGAUUCGUGAACCGGAUCUUCCACCCGAAUAUAGAUGAGCUGUCCGGCUCGGUUUGCUUGGAUGUCAUUAACCAAACCUGGUCGCCGAUGUUCGACAUGAUCAACAUUUUCGAAGUCUUCCUCCCGCAACUCCUUCGAUAUCCCAACCCCGCCGACCCUUUGAACGGUGAAGCGGCUGCAUUGCUGAUGCGGGAGCCGAAAAGCUACGAUGCUAAAGUUAAGGAAUAUGUCCAAAAAUAUGCCAGUAAAGAUGCAGCAGACGAUGCCGGAGCCGAGUCCGAAGACGACGACGAUAUGUCCUCAGUUGCCAGCUUCGGAGAUGAAGAGGACGAGCCCGCCGGUCAGAUGGACGACGUGUAA